Messenger RNA from Talpa occidentalis (Iberian mole), 5024 nucleotides. RefSeq names its product heparanase 2 (inactive) (gene HPSE2). The coding region runs from base 74 to 1852 and encodes 592 amino acids. Gene Ontology annotation, molecular function: hydrolase activity, acting on glycosyl bonds. The record is from RefSeq and is a predicted model, not a curated record. Gene Ontology annotation, cellular component: extracellular matrix; membrane. The transcript is spliced from 12 exons. Lineage: Eukaryota; Metazoa; Chordata; Mammalia; Eulipotyphla; Talpidae.
ACACACUUUAGAUAAGGACAAUUAGUCACCAGCAAGACCCUGUAGGAGCAGAGGUUUAAAUCAGAGGGAUUUAAUGAGGGUGCUCAGUGCCUUCCCUGAAGCCAUGCCCUCCAGCAACUCCUGCCCCCCCGCGUGCCUAGCCCCGGUGGCUCUCUCCUUGGCUCUGUUGCUCCAUCUCUCUCUGUCCUCCCAAGCUGGAGACAGGAGAUCCUUGCCUGUAGACAGAGCUCCAGGUUUGAAGGAAAAGACCCUGAUUCUACUUGAUGUGAGCACCAAGAACCCAGUCAGGACAGUCAAUGAGAACUUCCUCUCUCUGCAGCUGGAUCCCUCCAUCAUUCAUGAUGGCUGGCUCGAUUUCUUAAGCUCCAAGCGUCUGGUGACCCUGGCCCGGGGACUGUCGCCCGCCUUUCUGCGCUUCGGGGGCAAAAGGACCGACUUCUUGCAGUUCCAGAAUCUGAGGAACCCGGCGAAAAGCCGCGGGGGCCCCGGCCCGGAUUACUAUCUCAAGAACUAUGAGGAUGACAUUGUUCGAAGUGAUGUUGCCUUGGAUAAACAGAAGGGCUGCAAGAUUGCCCAGCACCCUGAUGUCAUGCUGGAACUCCAGCGGGAAAAGGCAGCUCAGAUGCAUCUGGUUCUUCUAAAGGAGCAGUUCUCCAAUACUUACAGUAAUCUCAUAUUAACAGCCAGGUCUCUAGACAAACUUUAUAACUUUGCUGAUUGCUCUGGACUCCACCUGAUAUUUGCUCUAAAUGCACUGCGUCGUAAUCCCAAUAACUCCUGGAACAGUUCUAGUGCCCUGAGUCUGUUGAAGUACAGUGCCAGCAAAAAGUACAACAUUUCUUGGGAAUUGGGUAAUGAGCCAAAUAACUAUCGGACCAUGCAUGGCCGGGCAGUAAAUGGCAGCCAGUUGGGAAAGGAUUACAUCCAGUUGAAGAGCCUGUUGCAGCCCAUCCGGAUUUACUCCAGAGCCAGCUUGUAUGGCCCUAAUAUUGGGCGGCCCAGGAAGAAUGUCAUCGCCCUCCUAGAUGGAUUCAUGAAGGUGGCAGGAAGCACAGUGGAUGCAGUUACCUGGCAACAUUGCUACAUUGAUGGCCGAGUAGUCAAAGUGAUGGACUUCCUGAAAACUCGCCUGUUAGACACGCUCUCUGACCAGAUUAGGAAAAUUCAGAAAGUGGUUAAUACAUACACCCCAGGAAAGAAGAUUUGGCUUGAAGGUGUGGUGACCACCUCAGCUGGAGGCACAAAUAAUCUAUCAGAUUCCUUUGCCGCAGGAUUCUUAUGGUUGAACACUUUAGGGAUGCUGGCCAACCAGGGCAUUGAUGUUGUGAUCCGGCACUCGUUUUUUGACCAUGGAUACAAUCACCUCGUGGACCAGAAUUUUAACCCAUUACCUGACUACUGGCUCUCGCUCCUUUACAAGCGCCUCAUCGGCCCCAAAGUCUUGGCCGUGCAUGUGGCUGGGCUCCAGAGGAAGCCACGGCCAGGCCGAGUGAUCCGGGACAAGCUGAGGAUUUAUGCGCACUGCACCAGCCAUCACAACCACAAUUAUGUCCGUGGGUCUAUUACACUUUUUAUCAUCAACCUGCACCGAUCAAGAAAGAAAAUCAAACUGGCCGGGACUCUUAGGGACAAACUCGUGCACCAGUAUCUGCUGCAGCCCUAUGGACAGGAAGGUCUGAAGUCCAAGUCAGUGCAGCUGAACGGCCAGCCCUUAGUGAUGGUGGACGAUGGCACCCUCCCAGAAUUGAAGCCCCGCCCACUGCGGGCUGGCCGGACAUUGGUCAUCCCCCCGGUCACCAUGGGCUUUUAUGUGGUCAAGAAUGUCAACGCUUUGGCCUGCCGCUACCGAUAAACCGCCCUCACGCUCGGUGGCUACCAGCGGGCCUGCUGGACGGCUUUCCACUCUUUUGCGCUAAUAGUAUCAUUAUUUUUCAAACAUCUUAACAACCAACCAGUCUCUGCUGCCCCAUCCUGCUGGAAUCAACACAGACUUGCCUCCAAAGAGACAAAUGUCACCUGUGUGAACUUAACCUUGGUGGGUCACCCCAAAGGAAAAGUGGACAUCGUGGGUUCUGUGUGAGGAUGAAGGCGUGGGUGUGGAACUGUGCAUGUACCCUGUGCACCACCUGCCACAGCUGACAGUGCACUCCCAGGACGACUGCCUCCUAACAAGUCUCAACCAUCCUGGUCACACAGCGACAGGACUAUGGACCUGGCUGAGCCUGGGCCUGCUGCCCUCAGCAGAAGAUGAAGAAGGACAGAACUGGGCAGACUUUCCUGAGUCCAGUCCUCCUCUCACUCCUUCCCUUUGUCUGUCCCCUGCUGUUGCUCAGGGCUUCCUAUCACCUCUCCCCCAGGGGGCACGCGGCGGCGAGUCAGUGCUGGCCUGCUGGGCGAGCUGUGUAUGUGAUUUCCCGCUGACGUAGGAGUGUGUGCAUCCGGGCUCCUGACAGUGGCAUCCAUCACCGGCUAUUCCUCUGGGAAGCGGGUCCUUCAAAAGUAAAAUUGCAAUCAUACUCCUGACUUUGUAAGAAGGUUCUAUUCCUCUGUGAAUCUGGAUUCCCCAGGGUUGGCAUGGGAGUCAGGUAACAAUAUUCAUUGAGUGGAGAGCUAUGUAUUAGGCACCACGAAAAGCAAUCACCAUCCAUCAUGUGGCUGUGCUGUGUGGGAGAGUUUUAGAAAGCGCACCAAACCAUCGACACAAGCAUACGUGUGCACACGCACACACACACACACACACACCCCCCAACUGGACAGACCUCAAAACUCAGAAGAUAAGAGUUUGUUGGGGCAAGCCCUUAACGGUUUGGUAUAAACCAAAAAAUUAUCACUAUAAGAACAUGGAGUCUAGUCUUCUUGCCUCUUCCUGGGCUGCUGUGAGCUCACCGUGGCACUUACUAGGCGGAAAGCAGAUCUGGCCAUCCCAGAUGACAGGGCCACGUGGUUCCAGAUGGACUUAUCUGAGCACAGAACAAGCUUUCAGUUCGCCAUAUUGGGGGAGGGGAACCUGGAGACCAAGGCCAGAUGGCAAUCUGUGGGAUGGUAGUGGGAAGCUCCAGCAUGGGGUGUGAAUGGAUAAGGUCAUGUAAGUUCUGGAUGAGGACCUUCCAUGUGCUUCAAGGUGUAUGUGGGUCUUUGCAAACAAGCCACACUGAAAUGACUUUCUUUUCUGUGUGGGUGAUUUUCUUUCUUGGGGUAAAUGGCAUGGAUGAUGUUUUUUCCAACAGAAGUGACAUUUGACAAUGUCAGGACUCCAAUUUCUGCUGUUGUGAAAGGAUAGAAUUGGAGGGGGAGGGGAGACGUCUUAAGAUGGCCAACAAAGCAACCGGAAGGUAAGAGAUAGGAGGUGGAGUAGACAAGAGAAAAGGUAGAGCCUGCUCGGCUGGAGGACUGAGAACUUGGGAGAGAAGCUGCAGACAGGCUCAUCUCAUAAGCAAGGAAGAGAGUGGACUUGAUUUUCAACGUGUUCGUUAUUAGAUAUAAGAGGAACACUACAUAGAAGAUGUAUGCUUAGGCAUGCAAAAAAGGGGAAACUGAGGCCAGGGCUGAGCCUGGUCAGUGGUGUGCUGGGCCUAGGAGCAACUGCAGGUGGUGCAGAGCCUGCUGUGUGGCUCAUGGCUACCCAGGGGGCCCCUUCUCUAGAAGCACGCACCUCCCACUUAAGCCUCAGCCCUAGAGGGGAGGAGGCAGAGGUGCUAAGAAAGGAGGAGAAGCAGCAGAGGAAGGCAAGGAGGAGAGAGGCAAAGAGAAAGAGAGAUGAAGUUGUUCUCAAACUGUCAAAAAAUGUGCAGACAUCAAAAUCUCUUCCUAAUGUGGGUGCAAGUACAACUGCUGGGCCCUGGUACAGCAGGAAUUACCAGAAGUCCCUGUGGGCCCAGCCCCAAAGGAGUUAGUAUUAUUACCCCCAUUUUUCUAUGAGGUGUGGAGAGGGUCUCUCGUUUGUCCACGGUCACCCAGGAGAAUGGGUUACUGAACUGUAAUGAUCCAGAGCCUGUUCGGCUAAUGGCAAAGUUCAGUGGCUGCCCAAUUCACAGACGCACUACCUUCACCUCUCCAUAAGCUCUGCUAAUUCAGUGCCACCAGGGCCUCCAGCGUGCCAUUCAAACACUGCAAAUGUGUGCUGAUUCUUUACUCAGACUCUGCACUUGCAGAAGCCAGGCAGCUCCUGCUUCUUUGGUCUUUCCCUGCAUUUUAGAUCCUGCUCCUAAGAGGUUUAGGGGUUUUUAAAUUAAUAAAGGGGGAGGAGGGAAUCUGUAAAAUUUAUCUUUGGAAUCCUGCGAGUCUAACUUUGCAACUGUCUCAUGGAAGAAGUAUCUGCAUUGUUCAGAGGUUACUGAAACACUCACUACAGGUUUUAGCACAGGACAUCUAUCCUGGCUUUUCCCUUCUGAGAUGGGGGUAAUUACUAAGUCAGUGGGGAUGUCUCCUUGUAAGGGGUCCCCUCAUCAUAUUCCCGGAAACAGACAGCAUGUGGCAAACUCAACACCAUGAUCCACACGAGCUGCUUGCCUUGUCCUGGGGCCCAGGACAAAGACCUCAUCCACCAGGUCAGACUUCUCUUCCUAAAACAAGACAUGGCUGAGAUAAUCUAAGACUUAAGAGUCACUUUAUUUUGAACAAAGAAUGGGCUUGUGGGAAUGCUCAUUUGAAAGCAUAAUAAUGUGUAAAGAGAAGUCUGCGCCUUUUGUUGAAAUGAUUUUCUGCUCUUCCUGCCUCUAGGAAUGAUUUUCUUUCUCCUUCCUUAUCGCAAAGGCUCAGAAGAAAUUCGCAUUAUUAUUAGAAGAGAAAGUCUCAAUUCUUCUAGUGCCCAGAAAAGCCUGCAAUUGUGGGAUAUUAGCAUUCUCUUUCAUUAGAGAAAAGCUUGGGAGUUAAAAAAAAAAAAUGAACUGGGCUGCAGUGAGACUAAGGUCUGGGACUCCCAGAACUGCCUUCUGCAGCCCCAGCCCCUCCCCAGCAGUAAAGCAGUCCGGGGGCACAUAGGUCCAUGCCCUGCACCUUCAGACGGGGCAGAAGCUGUGGGCAGA